AUGGGGGACGUGGUUUCCUCGCAUUUGGAUGAGAGCAGGAGGGAGAUGAUAGCAGGGCGGACCCGGGCCGUGAUGAGUGACUUCGGUCGCGUCUACGAGCAGCAGCAUUCUGUGGCGCUGUUCGACAGUGUGAGAGCGGAGAUCGAAGGAACCGGAGGAGAACACACACAGCUGCUGCACCGAAAGGACCCUCUGGAUGGAAGGAUCAUUUUCUCGGGGAGUCUGCUGCAGUAUCUGGAGGAGAACCGGAAGUGGAGGAACCGCUUCGUGUCCAUCCCAAACACCUACGACAUCGACUUCUACGAAAGCAAAGCCAACUGUGAGCGUGGACUGCAACCUAAAGUCAGCAUCAACUGUGCCGGUUACAGGGUCCUGAACUCUCUGGAGGAGUAUUUGGAGCUCAUCGACAAAAGUCUCCCAGGGGUGAAGGCCAAACCGAGCAGCACUCCCUUCCUGAAGACCGUGACGUCGUACCCUCUGAUCCUGUGGCACCCAUACGCACGCCACCACUACUUCUGCGUUCUCACCGAUAAAGAGCACAGCAAGUGGUUCGCUGUGCUGCAGGACUGUGUGCGCCACGCCAACAACGGUUUGUCAGAGGAGAACUCAGUCUUGACUCCAGCCUUCACCAACAGUGUGCGUCUGCAUCGUCAGGCUCAAGGGCACUACGGCAGCUGGGAUCUCAUGUGUGGGACCCCCGGCCAGAUCCUGGCGAACCUGGUGAUGGAGCAGCUGCACCCGGACCUGAGAGCCGCCAUCGGGCCUCGACUCAAAGGGAAACUACAGCAGAGACAACGCAGCUGGAUGUUGAUCUCUGGAGCCGUGUAUAAGCAGGUCCUGGCUCAGACCACCAACCAGUACGAGGCUCUGUCCGAGGGCUGUGAGGCGCAGAGAGGAGCCCUGGACGCGGCGCUUCGGACCGACAUGGACCAGAUCAUCAGCUCCAAAGAACACGUCUCCAAUAAGAUCCGAGCCGCGGUCCUCCCGAAGGCCGAGCAGCUGUCCCAGAGCAGUGUCCAGCCGUACGUCAACUCGAUACUGGAGGCGCUGAUGGAACCCACCAGCCGGGGCUUCUCCGAGGUCCGAGAAGUCUUCUCUGCAGAACUGGUCCAGCUCAGCAAGGACUCUGUGGACCAGGACCAGGACCGGCUGGGAGAGUCGAUGGAGCGUGUGUCGAUGCUGGCCUUCCAUCCGGUCAAGAUGCGUUCCUGUUACGACGAGUUGGAGCAGCUGGACCUGGAGGGACUGCAGCAGAGGUUCAGUGUGAGCGGGCCCUCUGUGUUCAAGGGCCGCGGACAAAUCCUCAUGAGAGAGCAAAUGGACAACGCCGUGUUCACGUUUGAGCAGCUGCUGACUCAGUCUCUGGAGGCUCAGGGAGAGAGAGACCUGUGUAAGAGCAUCCAGAGGAGCCAGGAGCGAGUGCUCAAGAAAUUCGACUACGACAGCAGCACGGUGCGGAAGAAGUUUUUCAAGGAGGCUCUGCUCCAGAUCAUCGUGCCGUACAUGCUGCAGGAGCUGGCCCCCUCCUGCUCUCCGGAGCUGCCUCAGUUCCAGGAGCUUAUCUUUGCGGACUUCUCCAGGUUCCUGCUGGUGGAGAAUCUGUACGAGGAGGUGGUGAUCCAGUCCGUUUCCAAGGACAUCAUGUCAGCGGUGAAAGAAGCGGCCGAACAGCGGAAACACAACCUGUACCGGGACAGCCUCGUCAUGACCAACAGCGACUUCAACCUGCACCUGCUGGAGGACGAGAACCCUGUGGACUGGAGCUCCAAGUUCUCCUCAGAGGAACCUACUCCUUCACCAACAUCGGAAUCAUCCCCGACCAACACCUCCCCGCAACCCAAGUGCUCAGUGCCGCGCUCCAACUCCAGCAGCAAACGCCGCCAAGUGGUGUCCAUGAUCCAGCUGGAUGGGGUCCCGUACGAGUCGUGUCUGGAGGCCCCCGGAGUCGAGCUGAUUCCGGAAGAGGACGACAGCGUUUCCAGCCAGGAAGAAGAAGACCUCAACUCUCCGGGUGCGGUCAACCAAAUUCGGGACUUGAUCAACCCGGUGGUGGAGGUAGUCUUGCCGGUUUCAGAGGAAGAAGAGGUGACCAAUGGUACGGAGAGCCAGACGGGGUUGGUGGUGAUGGGAGAUGGCAUUCAGGAAGAGGUUACUUACGUGACGACGAUGUUGGACAAAGUUCCGAGGAGUUCCAUCAAAUUUCGGAACGUAGAAGACGCAUCCGGGCAAAAACAGCUGUCGCCGGAUAGCAAAGCGUUUCCAAAGAUUGACGAAGAGAAGGUAAUCAAAGUCGAGGAGAAGGUAGAUCUUGUUGAAGCAAAGGUAGAUCUUGUUGAAGAGAAGUUGGACCUUGUCAAAGAGAAUGACAAACUAGAUAUUGCUGAGGAGAACGGAAAAACCGCUCCAGAAAUCGAAAUUGUCCCGGAUUCCAAAACAUGUCCGACGGAAGUUCCAAGUAAAAACUCUCCUCAGAGUUUGCUGGAGAGGUUGAUGGGCAGCAAAAGGAUGGAAGAGGAGGCGGCCAUCAAAAGCGCGAUCCAUGAACUGGAGAUUGCGGUGCAGGACGAGGAGGACAGCGACCAGAACUUUUUUGGACCAGACUCGGACUCAGAUCUGGUCCGGCUGCAAAGGGUCCAGGCAGCGGGCUACAGCUCUCAAGACGACAGCGGUUUCCAGUCACCCAUCGAGAAACCGGAGAGCACGGAGAACAGGCCGGUAGCCAACGGACAAGUCGCUCAGGCUGAUGUCGACGUGGUUUUGACUCUUUGA
This is a messenger RNA of Knipowitschia caucasica, 2769 nucleotides long. The record is from the annotation of a GenBank genome assembly. NCBI's taxonomy places the organism in Eukaryota, Metazoa, Chordata, Actinopteri, Gobiiformes, Gobiidae.